Condylura cristata (star-nosed mole) is the source of this 2341-nucleotide messenger RNA. RefSeq names its product SRY (sex determining region Y)-box 11 (gene SOX11). Gene Ontology annotation, biological process: neuron differentiation; positive regulation of transcription by RNA polymerase II; anatomical structure morphogenesis. The transcript is spliced from 2 exons. Gene Ontology annotation, molecular function: DNA-binding transcription activator activity, RNA polymerase II-specific; RNA polymerase II cis-regulatory region sequence-specific DNA binding. The record is from RefSeq and is a predicted model, not a curated record. Lineage: Eukaryota; Metazoa; Chordata; Mammalia; Eulipotyphla; Talpidae. Bases 44 to 970 code for a protein of 308 amino acids.
GCGCGAGCGGCCCGGGUUGGCGCGCCCAGCCCCGCGGCGGACCAUGGUGCAGCAGGCGGAGAGCUUGGAAGCGGAGAGCAACCUGCCCCGGGAGGCGCUGGACACGGAGGAGGGCGAGUUCAUGGCUUGCAGCCCGGCGGCCCUGGACGAGAGCGACCCGGACUGGUGCAAGACGGCGUCGGGCCACAUCAAGCGGCCGAUGAACGCGUUCAUGGUGUGGUCCAAGAUCGAGCGCAGGAAGAUCAUGGAGCAGUCCCCCGACAUGCAUAACGCCGAGAUCUCCAAGCGGCUGGGCAAGCGGUGGAAAAUGCUCAAGGACAGCGAGAAGAUCCCGUUCAUCCGCGAGGCGGAGCGGCUGCGGCUCAAGCACAUGGCCGACUACCCCGACUACAAGUACCGGCCGCGGAAAAAGCCCAAGAUGGACCCCUCGGCCAAGCCCAGCGCCGCCCAGAGCCCCGAGAAGAGCGCGGCGGGCGGCGGCGGGGGCGGAGUGCCCGCCAGCCCCACGCUGAGCAGCGCGGCCGAGUCCCCCGAGGGCGCCAGCCUGUACGACGAGGUGCGCGCGGGCGCGGGCGCCGGCAGCCGCCUCUACUACAGCUUCAAGAACAUCACCAAGCAGCACCCGCCGCCGCUGGCGCAGCCCGCGCCGUCGCCCGCGUCCUCGCGCUCCGUGUCCACGUCGUCGUCCGGCGGCGGCGGCGGCGGCGGCGAGGACGCCGACGACCUGAUGUUCGACCUGAGCCUGAAUUUCUCCCAGAGCGCGCCCGGCGCCGGCGAGCAGCAGCUGGGGGGCGGCGCGGCGGCCGGGAACCUGUCCCUGUCGCUGGUGGAUAAGGACUUGGACUCGUUCAGCGAGGGCAGCUUGGGCUCCCACUUCGAGUUCCCCGACUACUGCACCCCCGAGCUGAGCGAGAUGAUCGCGGGGGACUGGCUCGAGGCGAACUUCUCCGACCUGGUGUUCACGUAUUGAGCGGGGCGCCCCGCGCGGCGCCUCGGGGUGCGCAGCUGCCCCCCGGGAGGAAGUGGUGGCGGCCGGCGGCGGGGGGCGCGGCGGGGGGCGCGCGCGAGGAGAGGCUGAUGCCGAUGUCGCGACACAAAGGCGCGGCGCGAGCUGAUGAAGAUGUCGGUGGAGUUGGAGGGAAAUGAGUAGUUUGGACCCCCGUCUCCUUUGUCCCCCGCCUUUGCUCGUGUCUCGAGGUAGUAGCACACCUAGUCUGGAGUUGUGAUCCCCGAACGUGUUUUUGUAAUGACUUUUCCUGAGAUUCGUGAUGGCGACAAAGGCGGGGCCGGGCGGGGGAGGGGAGGCCGCUCCGGAAGGCGCAGUGGGGAGCGCGUCGGGCUUUGAAGUCGGGAGCACGUCCGCGGAGAGGAAGGACCCCUUUGGGCUGCAGCUGUUACACGAGGGAGUUGGUUGGAGAUUUUUUUUAUUUUUCCCUUAAGCGAUCGUAAAGGACUGGCGAAUCUGUUUUUGACAAACACGGAAACAAAGAAAGGGACCACCGCAGCUUUAUUUUAUUUUAUUUUGUGGAGGGAGAAAACUGAUGUCUUCUAUGCAUCCGAUCCUUAACAAUACUGCAGGGAGCUUGAAAAAACACAGACUGUACAAACGCGUAAAAAACAACUGUGAACUGACCAGAUCAGCGUUUACUUUUCAGAUCAAAUUGUUUAUGGUUUUACAAAUGUGAUUUCUACUUGCCAACCUUUUUUUUGUAACUCGUUCCCAAUACCUCCUUGAUUGAAUACCAGACAGCCUAGACCUCAGUACAAAAGGUAUUGAAACAUUUUUGAUACAUAACAGACCUCAGUCUUUUUUAAAAAUUAAUAUAUUUUCGGGCGUAUUUUUGUACAGUGAAAAGGGGACAUUCUUGCUGUUUUUCAGUGAGACUUUCAGCACUUCUUCCCUUUUAAUUUCCUUUGCCUCUGUUUUUUUUAGCAUGCGAGUAUGGUACGUUAACGUCCUGGUUUCGAAGGAUUAAAAUUUUAAAAGAAUCCUUGCAUCGAAAGGCCUUGUGGUUUAAAAAAAGCAGACUUUUUUUUGUACAGCUAUAGUAGAGAUUGUUCCAUAUUUGUAGGUAAAGAUUUAUUGAAAAUGGUGAUUUAGACCUCAGAGCUGUUACUUAGUUGCAAGACUGUGUGUACUGUAUCUAUAGCAGGACUGGAGGGGCCGAGCUGUGAUAGGUGGGUGGGCCCCAGAGGGAAGGCUUGAAACUGGAUUCUCCAUUUUAGCAAAAUCAAAACGGAAAAAAAGGCGCAGAGCUUGAAAGGUUUCUCAGUUGGUGCAAUAUAACCGAAAGUACAGACCAUCUGCACUUGUGGCAAAUGGUGGCCCAGCAGGCCGGGC